Molecule: messenger RNA, 2352 nt
Organism: Aspergillus affinis
Lineage: Eukaryota; Fungi; Ascomycota; Eurotiomycetes; Eurotiales; Aspergillaceae
Gene: las21
Product: mannose-ethanolamine phosphotransferase LAS21
Exons: 8
Coding region: 1-2352 (783 amino acids)
Biological process (GO): GPI anchor biosynthetic process
Cellular component (GO): endoplasmic reticulum membrane
Source: RefSeq, a predicted model, not a curated record
AUGAUCGCCGCCCCAAAACCUUUGGCGGUAUUACUCGCCAAUGUAUUGAUUCCUAUAGCCGUUAUCUUCUUCUCCGCAGGGUUCUUCCCAUACAAACCCCUCCUACCUGGACUUGCCAGCUAUGAGGGGACGAGUAAGGAUGGAAUUCCACCAAGGGUCUUCGAUAAAGUGGUCUUCAUGGUGGUUGAUGCACUGCGCAGUGACUUUGUUUAUUCAAAUAGCUCUGGGUUUUCGUUUACUCAAGGGUUGAUUCGAUCUGGUGCCGCGCUGCCCUUCACAGCUUAUGCUAGCUCCCCAACCGUCACAAUGCCUCGCCUCAAGGCUAUAACGACAGGCUCUGUACCCUCGUUCUUGGACGUGAUUCUCAACAUCGCUGAAUCGGACACUUCGUCAACACUGGCCCACCAAGACACGUGGUUGGCACAGCUAAGGGCCAAUGGCGGCAAGCUUGUCAUGUACGGCGAUGAUACUUGGUUGAAACUGUUCCCGGGUAUGUUUAGUCGAGCCGAUGGAACGACAAGUUUCUUUGUGUCGGACUUUACUGAAGUAGACAACAACGUGACCCGCCACAUACCCGAUGAACUUCUGCGUGACGACUGGUCUGCACUUAUAAUGCACUAUCUAGGUUUGGAUCACAUAGGACAUAAAUCUGGCCCUAAAAGCCCAUAUAUGAUACACAAGCAACGUGAGAUGGACUCAAUUGUCGCUCAGGUCUACACAGCUUUAGAACGGGAAGAACACCUUCAGUCUACUCUUUUUGUUGUUUGUGGAGACCAUGGGAUGACCGACGCAGGCAAUCAUGGUGGUUCGUCUGUAGGCGAAACUUCGCCGGCGUUACUUUUCAUAUCGCCAGCGUUGAAAAACCUAGGGACUCGUAAUCAAAGCCCGGCAGAGCCCUCUAGCGAUCUACAAUAUUACCGGACUAUUGAACAAACCGAUAUAACCCCGACUUUGGCUGGACUUCUUGGUCUACCAAUCCCUAAGAAUAGCUUGGGCGUCUUCAUUCCUGAGUUUCUGCAAAUGUGGAAUACAAAGUCGCAACGGAUUCACAUGCUUAUGGAAAAUGCUAAGCAAUUGCUCCGAACCGUCGAGGCGGCAUAUCCUCGUCAUACAUUCGACCCCGAGUUCACGCCCGCACUGUGUGGUGAUGAAAUGUCAAACGGUAUUGAGGAGGUCCACUGUGAUUGGUCUCGUGUGCUCGAGCUACAAGAUCAGCCUGAUGGUGCGUUAAGAAAUGUUGCGGAGACCAGCCUUUUUUCAGUUUUAAGAGAUGCCCAAAAUUUGAUGAGUAGUGCUGCCAGUGAUUAUGACAUAAGAAGCCUUUACAUAGGUAUUUGCAUUACUGGUGUUGCCGUCUGGCUUUCCUUCGCCCCGAUGCAGCACCUGCUCUGCGAAUACAAACGCUCAGGGGCAUUCCUUCUAUUCGCUGUCUUAAGCUAUAGCGGUAUGAUGUUUGCAAGUAGCUAUGUCGAGGAAGAACAGCAGUUCUGGUAUUGGGUAUCUAUGGCAUGGACAGUAUUCCUUUAUACUAAACCCUCCGGCUCUCUUCGUGGGGGUUACAAAUCCAACCACAAAUCAACAGGUACCUUGUUCGCAAAACUUGGUGUCUUGGGAUUGGCGACUUCUCUCCGAAUAUUGCGGCGGUGGAACCAAACUGGCCAAAAGUUCGCUGGUGAACCUGAUGUUGCACGAGGAUUUUUACCUUCCCAUCCACAUGUGCUGUGGGCCUUGGUGAUUUUGACAUAUGCAGAUGUUUUCGUUCAUCUUGUGUUUGGCUUUACUCGGGCCAUAUCGUGGAUUCUCAUGGCGUUUGCUGUGGUGGCAGCGGCGUGCCUUUUCAAGAUUUCCUCCGUGGCGUCCGAUUCUUUUGAAUUGAUCGAUGGCUCUUUCCUGGAACCCGUGGCCAAGCUUGUCGGCAGUGUGCCGCUCGUUUUGCAUGCGAGGCUUGCCGCUUGCGGGAUAUUCCUACUUGUGGCAUAUUCGAUAUACCUCCGGAAAGCCACGGGACCCUUACAGCUCAAGAGAGGAACAUGGCCAAGCGCCAUUCUUCACGAGGCUUUGGCCCUCUUACUUCUGACACAGUCGAGGAUCACGAACAUUCCUAUAUUUCUAAUCUUCAGGAUACAGCUCAAUAUUCUGGCCUCGGUAGAGUUGCAGCCCAUUGAGCUGGCCAUCAUGUCAAUACUCAUGCAAUAUACCACGUAUUUUGCCUUGGGGGGCUCCAAUGCAAUCUCUUCGGUCGAUCUGUCUAACGCAUAUAAUGGCGCAAUUGGGCGGGCCCAAUAUGGUGGACGUCGGCGAGUUGGCUUCUCCGAAGGCAACAAACUCGAAAAGAAAGACAGUCCCAUGUAA